Messenger RNA from Etheostoma spectabile (orangethroat darter), 1996 nucleotides. Its product is annotated as myelin-associated glycoprotein-like. The record is from RefSeq and is a predicted model, not a curated record. Lineage: Eukaryota; Metazoa; Chordata; Actinopteri; Perciformes; Percidae.
AACAGAACAUGAAUUCUUUGUUUAAAAGAUGCUUUGACUAAAAUAUUGAAAAGUAACUUUUUGUCAAAUCCAGAGGAUGAGUGUCAUUGCAGUCCAGUCGGUGAAAAUGGUGACAGCCAACAUGUUGCUGAGUGUCUUCUUUGUUUCAGGUGCUCUGGCUGUUUGUUAUAGAGAGCCAGCCCUAUUCAUUACUGCACCAAAGAACAUGGAAGCACUGAGUGGAUCUUGUCUGCUAAUCCCAUGUAACUUUAGAACUACAUCAGAUCACCAAUUCAAGAGCAUAAGAACAACCUUCGGAGUGUGGAUUAAAAAGGACUACAGAUUUAGCAAAAAUAUAAAUAAUGUUAUUUUCAACAGCAGUGGGCCUGUUACCACCUAUCCAAUGAGUAUUACUGGAGACCUGAGUCAGAAACAAUGCACCGCCUUGUUUUCUAGUUUAAUCACAAGUUACACAGACACAUACUACUUCAGAAUUGAGAACAGGCCAAUUCUGGCAACAGCUGAGUGGGAUCCUCUUCAAAUAACAGUUAGAGAUUCCCCCCCGAGCCCCAGAAUUGAGAUCCCAGGUGAUCUGAAGGAGAAAGAGUCUGUCACUGUGAGCUGCUCAGCUCCCACUCCCUGUCCACACUCCCCUCCUAAACUCACCUGGAAUCUCCAACAAGACCCUCCCAACAACAGAGAGGAGAACACAGAUCGGACCUUCACAAUUAAAAUCCAGAAGACCAUCACUCUGUCAGACACACAUGAUGGACUCACCAUCAGCUGUUCUGCCACAUAUCUUGUGAAUGAAGGAAGAGGAGUCAAGACAGCAGAGGAGAGAAAGACUCUCAGUGUCUCAUAUGCUCCCAAGAACACCUCAGUGUCCACCAGUCCAUCAGGUUUGGUGUCAGCAGGUAGCUGGGUGAACCUGACCUGCUCCAGCAGAGCCAAGCCCCCCCCCAGCUUCAGCUGGUUCAAGAACAGCACAGAUGGAGACCUCCGUGUAGCUGAAGGAGACUUUUACAGCUUCAAAGUGACCAGUGUGACAGAUGGAGUUUAUUACUGUGUGGCCACAAAUGAUCUCGGUAAUCAGACGUCAUCUUCGAUUCAUUUGAAGAUUGCAGAAAACUCUGAUAGCUCUCUAAAAUUGGCUUCAGCUCUUGGAGGGAUCAUCAUCAUCAUCAUCUUCAGUCAAAGAGGGGAAGAGAUGAGUCUUCAAAUGCCAGCCACCAAAACAGAAGAAGACAUCCAUUAUGGAGAGAUUGACUUCUCUAGGCGGAGACCUGAAGCGUCCUCGUCCUCGGAGCAGGACAGAGGACAGCAGCAGCACUCUCUGUAUGCACAGGUCAAAGACAGCAGACAGCAGACAGCCGAACACAGACUGCUGACGGCCCAGAGGAUCUCUAUGCUCAACUUUCUCCAGGUGCGGUUCCCCUUCUCACACAGCUUUGCCUGGAUUCAGCAAGCAGGGGCGCCUGCAGCUGUGUCAUGUAUCAUGAAUAAAACUCCGCCCCAGGCGGCUUCCCGCUUCGCCUGUGCCAAAAACCACUACUGCCGUGUGGAGUCACUCCUACAGCUGAGUCUUUCCGGCGCCCAUCCUGGAAGGAAAAUCAGAGGAUCAGCGUCCAGUGAAAAUACUGUGAGACGCAACUUGUUCACAGUCACUGAUCCUGUCUGCCGUUCUGCCGCUAUAGGUGUCAGCUCAGGUGUGGGUGCAGAUAUUACUGCAUUAAAAGCAUUUGAAGCGACCAAAGUAUUUGAAUCACUGACGCUCCGUCAUCAGCACGACAUUGCAGAGGUCCCUGUCUCCAGCGCCUUCUUCCUUCCCCAGACCCCUGCAUGGCCACCCUCCAUCCAUCCACCAGACGCCCUCAGACUCUCCCCGCUGUCCCAGUCUCCUCACUCUCACGUCCUGCUGUUUCCCUCAGCAGCCCUGCAGUACAUCUACUGGCCAAUUUCUACUCAUUCCUGCCAUAUUGUCAAUGUUGCUUUUUGCCCUUUCUUUCCAGCCACUUGA